AUGUCUUCGCCCCGUUUCCACGUACCUUCGCCGGUCCACGGCACUGGUCGGCGAAAAUCCCAAUUUACUUAUAGACAACUAAGCCUAUUGGCAUCUUAUUCAACAUCAUCCCCCCUUCGUGUCAUUGCCCACAUCGAUCUAGAUGCUUUUUACGCUCAAUGUGAGAUGGUACGCCUCGGGAUUCCCGAAGAUCAACCCUUAGCCGUUCAACAGUGGCAAGGUCUGAUUGCCGUCAACUAUCCCGCACGCGAGUUUGGCAUAGGUCGACACUGCACUGUGACUGAUGCAAAGAAGCUCUGCCCAAAACUCAUUGCCCAGCAUGUUGCUACCUGGAAGGAAGGAGACGAUAAGUGGUCGUAUCAUGACGACGCAGCCUCUCAUAUGGAUACUCACAAGGUCUCCCUCGACUUUUACAGACUUCAGUCUCGUAAAAUUCUUACACUAAUCAAAGAGAGCCUACCAUCCAAUAUGCAGAAGGUCGAAAAGGCGAGUAUAGACGAAGUCUUUAUCGACUUAUCCGCCCACAUCCAUUCCAUUCUGUUGCAGAGAUUCCCGGAGCUUGCGAAUCCUCCCCCAUAUGAUGAUCCCACGGAGAAGCUGCCGGUUCCACCUGUAACCGCCCUUGACUGGCAGGCCGAUGCUCUUGUCGAUCUCGAAGAUGCAGAAGCCGAGGCGGACGAUCCAGACUGGGACGAUGUAGCUGUGCUCAUUGGAUCGGAGAUCGUUCGAGAUAUACGCGCUCAGAUUCGCCGAACCCUAGGGUACACAUGCUCCGCGGGUAUAGCUGCCAAUAAAAUGCUCAGUAAGUUGGGCUCUGGCUACAAGAAACCCAACCAGCAGACAGUCAUACGGAAUCGAGCCGUGCGGCAUUUCCUAUCCGAUAUGAAAUUUUCUAAGAUUAGAAACUUGGGGGGUAAACUUGGCGACCAGGUCACGUCGGCUUUCCAUACGGAGGCCAUCAAGGAUCUCCUCUCUGUGCCGGUCGAGCAGAUGAAGCUCAAGCUGGGCGAUGACACAGGGGUCUGGCUCUACAAUACGAUCCGCGGCAUCGACACGAGCGAGGUUAACUCGCGCACGCAGAUCAAGUCCAUGCUCUCCGCGAAAUCCUUUCGGCCCAGCAUUCACAAUCAGGAACAAGCCGUCAAGUGGUUACGAAUCUUUGCAGCCGACAUAUUCUCACGAUUGGUUGAAGAGGGCGUUCUCGAGAAAAAGAGGCGACCGAAGACGAUUAACCUACACCACCGCCAGGGGGGCCAGACCCGCUCCCGGCAGUGUAGCAUUCCCCAGGGCAGGACCAUCGAUGAGACGACCCUAUUCGAACUUGCCAAGAAUCUGCUUAGUCAGAUUAUCCAAGAAGGGAGAAUCUGGCCCUGCACGAACCUGAGCCUAAGUGUGGGAGGGUUUGAAGAUAGGAUCACAGGUAACAAAGGUAUAAGUGCUUUCUUAUUAAAGGGAGAUGAAGCACGCGAAUUAAAAGGAACCUCUCGGGAGGCUUCGGCAGAACCAUCCGUGCAUGAACGACCGGAGAAGAAACGACGGGUUGAAAAUCCCGGUAUCCAACGCUUCUUUCCCAAGAGGGAGGAGAGUUCCUGGGGUGGAGAUGCUGAUGGGAAUCUCGACGAAGACGUAGUAAGUACGGAUAAAAUCCAAAUUCGGACAAAAGAAGCUUCGCCGAACCCGUCGGAGUGUUCCCCCAAUCCACUCACGGAUUACAUUAAGGUGUGUACGCGAUGUGAUGCAAGGCUUGAGGGUGACGAUGCCCUACAGAGCCACCUCGAUUGGCAUCUCGCCAAAGACAUCCAGGAAGAAGAACGUGGCAGGCACGCAUUUGCUAAUAAACACACCACGGUAUCACGAGGCCAGAAGACUGCAGCUACAUCGUCUUCGUCGUCUAAGAAGCUUACGAGAGGUAGUUCCUCUAGUACUAGUAAGCUCGAGCACGGGCAGCGGAAAUUGACAUUUGGGUGA
Molecule: messenger RNA, 1968 nt
Organism: Daldinia caldariorum
Lineage: Eukaryota; Fungi; Ascomycota; Sordariomycetes; Xylariales; Hypoxylaceae
Product: DNA/RNA polymerase
Exons: 2
Coding region: 1-1968 (655 amino acids)
Biological process (GO): response to radiation; error-prone translesion synthesis
Cellular component (GO): site of double-strand break; nucleus; replication fork
Molecular function (GO): damaged DNA binding; DNA-directed DNA polymerase activity
Source: RefSeq, a predicted model, not a curated record